GAAUUUAUCAAACUGAAAAUAAUAAUUAAAAAACAUUUUUUUAUUUUUUUAUUAAAACACGAAGUGCUCUUUUGUGUGUUACUCCUAUGUUGUUAUUUUUUUUAUUUUUUAUUUUUGGGGGGAGAAUGAGAAAAAAGAACGCAUAGGAAAUGGAGAAAGAAGAAGAAGCUCUCUUGCUGGUUCCUCUUUUCUCUCGAUUUUAUCUAUUUUUCUCGCCAGAUUUUCUCGGAAUCCAAACGCACUGAGCUUCCUUUGUUCCUUCAUUAACCCUCGAGAUCUGAAAGCGCGUCACUCGCUAUCUAAGUUUUGAUGCGUUGUGCUCUCGUUUACUUGCUUUGUCAGUGAAUAUAGGAGUGCCGAAUCCCCUGCAAAUGAAAGCAUGUGCUGUGAGUUGGGGCGGUUAAAGCCUGCGCCGACUCCACUGCUAUUACCGAUUUUCGUACGCACAUCUGAACCCGGAAGCCACAAGAUGAAUCACUUUUCUGUUGACACUGAAGAUUCUUUUGUGAGCUUGCUUGAGCUUGCCGCCAAUAACGAUAGUGAAGGUUUCAAACGAUUGAUUGAGUGUGAUCCUUCCUCCAUAGAUGAGGUUGGGCUGUGGUAUGGUCGCCGCAAGGGAUCAAAGCAGAUGGUCAAUGAGCAAAGAACGCCUUUGAUGGUUGCUGCUACCUAUGGGAGCAUUGAUAUUAUGAAACUGAUUCUCUCUCUAUCCGAUGCCGAUAUCAAUAGGCCUUGUGGCCUUGACAAGAGCACUGCCCUUCAUUGCGCUGCAUCAGGUGGGGCUGAAAAUGCUGUUGAUGCUGUGAAACUGCUCCUGGAAGCAGGGGCUGAUCCUAAUUCUGUGGAUGCCAAUGGGCAUCGUCCCAUAGAUGUUAUUGUUUUUCCUCCUAAGCUUGAACAUGUCAAAAACAGCCUUGAAGAGCUUCUUCAGACUGAUGAUUCUAUUGCUGGGUGUAAUCUUAGGGUGAUAACAACCUCAUCCAAUGCUUAUUCUCCACCUUUAUCAACUUCACCAGAGAAUGAGUCUCCUUCUGCACCAGAUUUCCAGUUGAAGUUGAAGUCAAAUGAUAUCCCUGUUUGGUCUGCAUCAGAGAAGAAAGAGUAUCCUGUUGAUCCGUCUCUUCCAGACAUCAAAAACAGCAUAUAUUCAACUGAUGAAUUCCGAAUGUAUUCUUUCAAGGUUCGACCUUGUUCACGAGCUUAUUCACAUGAUUGGACUGAAUGCCCUUUUGUUCAUCCAGGGGAGAAUGCUCGAAGAAGGGAUCCAAGAAAGUACCAUUACAGCUGUGUCCCUUGUCCUGAUUUUCGGAAGGGUGCCUGCAGGCGAGGAGACAUGUGUGAAUAUGCCCAUGGGGUUUUUGAGUGCUGGCUGCAUCCUGCACAAUAUCGUACCAGACUCUGUAAGGAUGGGACAAAUUGUUCCAGAAGAGUUUGCUUCUUUGCCCACACUGCUGAAGAGCUUCGACCGUUGUAUGUUUCAACUGGUUCUGCCGUGCCUUCUCCUCGAUCAAGCACAUCUUCUGCCAUGGAUUUUGCUGCAGCCAUGAACAUGUUGCCUGGCUCUCCUUCUUCAAUGUCAGUCAUUUCUCCUUCACCAUUCACUCCACCCAUGUCACCUUCUGCCAAUGGCAUUUCACACUCUUCUGUUGCUUGGCCCCAGCCAAACAUCCCGGCAUUGCAUCUUCCUGGAAGUAAUCUUCAGUCCAGUCGUUUGAGAUCUUCACUCAAUGCUAGAGAUAUUCCUGUGGAUGAUUUUGAUUUGUUACAGGAUUAUGAUCAGCAGCAACAGCUGCUUAAUGAGUUAUCAUGCCUCUCUCCACAGCCUAUGAAUUCUAAUACUAUCAACCGUUCUGGGCGCAUGAAACCCCUAACUCCUUCAAAUCUUGACGAUCUUUUUUCUGCUGAGAGUUCUUCUCCUCGAUAUGCUGAUCCCACAUUGGCUUCAACUGUAUUUUCUCCAACUCACAAAUCAGCCGUCCUUAAUCAGUUCCAGCAGCAGCAAAGCUUGUUGUCACCCGUGAAUACAAAUUUUUCUUCUAAGAAUGUUGAACACUCUUUAUUGCAAGCCUCAUUUGGGGUCCAGACAUCAGGAAGAAUGUCUCCACGAAAUGUGGAACCUAUUUCUCCAAUGGGCUCUAGGAUUUCUAUGCUAGCUCAACGUGAGAAGCAGCAACACUUUCGCAGCCUAAGUUCCCGGGAACUUGGCUCUAAUUCUGCUGCUGCUGCUGCAGCUGCAGCUGCAGCUGCAGCCUCCGUUAAUUCUUGGUCAAAAUGGGGAUCACCCAAUGGUAAGCUGGAUUGGGCAGUUGGUGCUGAUGAAGUGGGUAAGCUCCGAAGGUCAUCUUCAUUUGAGCUUGGGAACAACGGUGAGGAGCCUGAUUUAUCAUGGGUUCAGUCACUGGUUAAGGAAUCACCUACUGAAAUUAAAGAAAAAUUGGCAACUACUGUUUCAAAUGUUGCAGCAGCUGGAUCCUCCGGUGAGGGAUCAAAUAUGAGCACACAAAUGGAGUCUGUUGAUCAUGCUGUAUUGGGAGCAUGGCUUGAGCAGAUGCAGCUUGAUCAUCUUGUGGCUCAGCAAAACUGAAAUGAGUCUUGCUGACCCUGAGGUAGUUAACAACAGAAAGGUUUUCAGUAAAUAAUAUAUGUUCUUUUUGAAUUUUGUUGUUGAUGGAAGGUUACAGUAACUAAGAAAGGAAGCAGUAAGAAAAAGAAUCACUGAGGAAAUUUCAUUUUCAGGUUUAGUGUUACAAAAGUAACUUAGAAGGGUCAGAAAACCACUGGGUGGCAUUCGGAUAAUUAAUGCGAGUGUAGGUUUUUUGGCUGCCUAUCUCUUCAAAUUUUAGGUUCACAUUCCUGUCAUUUUUUCCUUCCUUGAGUAGAUGUUCUAUCACAAUGAAGUCCUAUUCCUAAGUUUGAUCUAUCUUUUUUAUUUCUUUAUAUUUUGGGGUAGAAAACGAAAUUACAAAAGGGUCAUUGGAGUUAAUUCCUUCGGUCUCCAUUUUGGUCCAAUUUUGGGGAUGAAAAUACAGGAUGUUGGAUAUGAUAUUUGUCAUGUAAUUUGGAAUCAAUAAUUGUUGAUGCCAGGGAGCGGGUAUUAGGAAAUAUUUGAAGAUUGAUCCUUUGGGCAUGUAACAUUCAAUUGAAGUUUAUUGCUAUAUUAUUUACUAAUACCGUUGUUUCUA
Molecule: messenger RNA, 3182 nt
Organism: Abrus precatorius (Indian licorice)
Lineage: Eukaryota; Viridiplantae; Streptophyta; Magnoliopsida; Fabales; Fabaceae
Product: zinc finger CCCH domain-containing protein 30-like
Exons: 2
Coding region: 380-2584 (734 amino acids)
Molecular function (GO): metal ion binding; protein binding
Source: RefSeq, a predicted model, not a curated record